AUGGGCACCCUGCGGGAUUUACAAUACGCGCUCCAGGAGAAGAUUGAGGAGCUGAGGCAGCGGGAUGCUCUCAUUGAUGAGCUGGAGCUGGAGUUGGAUCAGAAGGACGAACUGAUCCAGAAGCUGCAGAACGAGCUGGACAAGUACCGCUCGGUGAUCCGGCCGGCCACCCAGCAGGCGCAGAAGCAGAGCGCGAGCACCUUGCAGGGCGAGCCGCGCACCAAGCGGCAGGCGAUCUCCGCUGAGCCCACCGCCUUCGACAUCCAGGAUCUCAGCCAUGUGACCCUGCCGUUCUACCCUAAGAGCCCACAGUCUAAGGAUCUCAUAAAGGAAGCUAUCCUUGACAAUGACUUCAUGAAGAACUUGGAACUGUCACAGAUCCAGGAGAUUGUGGAUUGUAUGUACCCAGUGGAAUACGGCAAAGACAGUUGCAUCAUCAAAGAAGGAGAUGUGGGGUCACUGGUAUACGUCAUGGAAGAUGGGAAGGUUGAAGUUACAAAAGAAGGUGUGAAGCUGUGCACUAUGGGUCCAGGAAAAGUGUUUGGGGAGUUGGCUAUUCUUUAUAACUGUACCCGAACAGCGACCGUCAAGACUCUUGUAAAUGUGAAACUCUGGGCCAUUGAUCGACAAUGUUUUCAAACAAUAAUGAUGAGAACAGGACUCAUCAAGCAUACCGAGUAUAUGGAAUUUUUAAAAAGUGUUCCAACAUUCCAGAACCUUCCUGAGGAGAUCCUUAGUAAGCUUGCUGAUGUCCUUGAAGAGACCCACUAUGAAAAUGGAGAAUACAUUAUCAGGCAAGGUGCAAGAGGAGACACCUUCUUUAUCAUCAGCAAAGGAAAGGUAAAUGUCACUCGUGAAGAUUCCCCAAGCGAAGACCCAGUUUUUCUGCGAACUUUAGGAAAAGGAGAUUGGUUUGGAGAAAAAGCGCUGCAGGGGGAAGAUGUAAGAACAGCAAACGUAAUUGCUGCCGAAGCUGUAACCUGCCUUGUGAUCGACAGAGAAUUGAGAGGAAUUAUACUCAAAAAAGUUGUCCUUAAGGAACCACAUUUGAGGAAACUCAUCUACAACUGGAGUCCAGAUGAGAUUCUGGACUUCAAGCUACACUAUAAUAGGAUAAGACUUUUGGGGCUUUGGGAAGGGUCAUGUCAUUCCGGUACAGUUGUACGUGGUACUCGUGUUUGCACCUCUAAGAAAUUUCCAUUUUUUCGCAUCAAAAAAUCCAGAUAUGAAGCUGAAGCUGCCUUCUUCGCCAACCUGAAGUUGUCUGAUUUCAACAUCAUUGACACCCUGGGAGUUGGAGGUUUCGGACGAGUAGAACUGGUCCAAUUGAAAAGUGAAGAAUCUAAAACGUUUGCCAUGAAGAUCCUCAAGAAGCGCCAUAUUGUGGAUACCAGACAGCAGGAGCACAUCCGCUCAGAGAAGCAGAUCAUGCAGGGUGCUCAUUCCGACUUCAUCGUCAGACUAUACAGAACAUUCAAGGACAGCAAAUAUUUGUACAUGUUGAUGGAAGCUUGCCUAGGUGGGGAACUCUGGACCAUUCUCAGGGAUAGAGGUUCAUUUGAAGAUUCUACAACCAGAUUUUAUACAGCUUGUGUGGUAGAAGCUUUUGCCUAUCUGCAUUCCAAAGGAAUCAUUUACAGGGACCUCAAGCCAGAAAACCUCAUCCUUGAUCAUCGAGGUUAUGCCAAACUGGUUGAUUUUGGCUUUGCAAAGAAAAUAGGAUUUGGAAAAAAAACAUGGACUUUUUGUGGAACUCCAGAGUAUGUAGCCCCAGAGAUCAUCCUGAACAAAGGUCAUGACAUUUCAGCUGACUAUUGGUCCCUGGGAAUCCUAAUGUAUGAACUUCUGACUGGCAGCCCACCUUUCUCAGGCCCAGAUCCUAUGAAAACCUACAAUAUCAUAUUGAGGGGGAUUGAUAUGAUAGAAUUUCCAAAGAAGAUUGCCAAAAAUGCUGCUAAUUUAAUUAAAAAACUAUGCAGGGAUAAUCCAUCAGAGAGAUUAGGGAAUUUGAAAAAUGGAGUGAAAGACAUUCAAAAGCACAAAUGGUUUGAGGGUUUUAAUUGGGAAGGCUUACGAAAAGGCACCUUGACACCUCCUAUAAUACCAAGUGUUGCAUCACCUACAGACACAAGCAAUUUUGACAGUUUCCCUGAGGACAACGACGAACCACCACCUGAUGACAACUCGGGGUGGGACAUAGACUUCUAA
Messenger RNA from Orycteropus afer afer, 2208 nucleotides. It is a transcript of the gene PRKG1, whose product is annotated as protein kinase cGMP-dependent 1. The transcript has 18 exons. Gene Ontology annotation, molecular function: ATP binding; cGMP-dependent protein kinase activity. Lineage: Eukaryota; Metazoa; Chordata; Mammalia; Tubulidentata; Orycteropodidae. The record is from RefSeq and is a predicted model, not a curated record. Gene Ontology annotation, biological process: protein phosphorylation. Bases 1 to 2208 code for a protein of 735 amino acids.